AAGCAAUAUUUUUUGUCUCCUAUCAAAAUGUAAGCGUGUAAAGAAAUUUGAUAUUUAUUAUUUUGGGAUAAUAAUAUUAUCUUUAUCAGAGACAGAGUUCAUUGUUCUCUCCGAAGUUUGGAUCAUCAAUAUUAUUUAAUUAGAUUAGAUUGGAAAAGUCACUAGAUUUGAUUAUUGGACCUUGGAGAUUAAGAAAUGGAAAAUUCAAUUUCAAUAUAAUAUGGUGUUAUUCUGGCCCGAAACACACGAAAUGAUUACGCAAUCAUGAAUGGAGAAUUGUAUGAUGACAACAUUCUAACAAUAUUUACAAUUUGCUAAUACUGAUAUCAUGGAACUCAAAGUUUGGGUAGAAGGAAUUCAACGGGUUGUAUGUGGUGUUAAUGAAUCAACAACUUGUCAAGAUGUUGUGUACGCAUUAGCUCAUGCUACUGGAAAGACUGGCAGAUUCACUCUAAUUGAGCGAUGGCGUAACAAUGAACGUCUACUUGCACCUCAAGAUCAUCCAGUAACUGUUCUUAUGAAAUGGGGAGAAUAUGCCAAUGAUGUGCAGUUUAUAUUACAACGUUCAGGGAAUGUCUCUUCAAAUAGUACAUCCAACAAUCCAAAGUACAAUGAGGCUGAUAGUGUUCCUUAUUUUGCUCAAGAGAGAAAUAAAGAUACUCGGAAAUCAUUAAUAUUUAAUAGUAAUCGCGUACCCGAUAAUGUUGGUGUUGUACGUGGAAUUCCUCAACAAAGACCCAAUGUUCUUCCCACUAUACCUGGAAGUGGUGCAGCACCAUUAACAGUAGUUUCAUCUACUCCGUCUGGUGUUCCCUUAUCAACUUCGCCAACAAAUACUUCUAGUCAUUUAAAUAAAGAUCAGAAUUCAACAUUAACAAAUGGACCAUUGCAAAACUCAACAAGUCCAAACAAAAAGGUUGAUAAUGGUAAUUAUCGGCCUCCUGUUACUAGGGCUUUACCACCAUAUCGAGAACCUCCUCCACCUUCUGUCAGUCCAGCAAGAAUAUCUCCUACGACUGUGGGUAGUGAUCGUUUAAAACAGACAAUUUUCAAGGAGUAUCAGAAUGAAAAUAAUAGCAAUAGUACUAAUGUCAUGUAUAACCCUCAGUAUAAAGAUCUCGUAAGGCUUAUAAAUUAUCAAAGAGAUAAAUUAUCUAUUCAACAAGCAGAACUAACAAAGUAUGAUGCAGAAAUAAUGUAUUGGGAAGGUAAAACUAGGGAACAACAACAUCAGAUGGAUUUUAUGACUCAGGAAGCUGCUAGAAUUGAAGCCACUGGUAGACAUACAGAAGAACAGUUGAGACUUUUAGGCCAAGUAGAAGAAGAAAAUGAUAUUGUUCGUCAGCAAGAAAAAACUUUAAAAUCAGAAAUGACAUUAUUACGAUCUAAAUUGGCUAAUUGUGAAACUGAGUUACUUGUGUGCAAGAACAAAAUACGUCUUUUAAUGGAAGAAGUGGAACUGGAACAAAAAAUGUUAUCAAGAGAUCUAGAAGAGAAGCGGAGAGCAGAAAGGGGUAUUUUGAAGGAAGUUGAUCGAUUACAAAGUGAAGUAGAAAGAGCCAAGCAAGAAACAGAAAUGGCUGCACAAGUUGGAGAUGGUCUACGAAAAGAGGUUGCUAUGUUAGAAACAACUAUAACUGAAAAAAAAAGGCAAGUAGAUAAACUGGUAGCUGACAUGAAAGAAGCAAAUUUGCAGUCUCUAGCUAUUUCACCACCAGAUGAAUUGAAAUUUAUUCUUGAAGGUGCUCAAAGACCAGGAAGCACUCGUAAAAUGAUUGGAUCGCCUAGACAACUAGAAAAUGCGGCUCCUACUAGUAAGAACCCUCAUGGUGUUUGGGUGUAACUUUUUUGUUACUUAAUCAAAAUUGUUUGCUCUAAAAUCUAUUUUAAUUAUUGUUUUAAAUUUUGUGUGCAUUUAGAGCAAUGUUUAAAUUGUAAAUUAUGCAUUUUGAUAACCAAUAGGUUUAUAAAUAAUAGUAAUUGCACAUCACACAAAUUUUGUUUUCUUUUUUCUUUUACGAAACCAAAAAUUUAAUUCUCAAAAUGUAAGUUAAUUUCUUUUAAAUUUGAUCUCUUUAUAAUGUAUUACAUUUUAAUUUUAAGUAAAUGCUACAAUUUUUUUUUAUUAUUCAGCUCAAAUAAAUGUAGGAAAUUAUCUCUUUAUUUAAGUUAGUUAUUAUUUAUUAAUUUCAUAUUAUUUUGUGUAUUAUGAAUUAAUAUAUGUCUAGUAUUGUCAAUAUUUAAAAUCAUUAGCAUCAUUGUCUUCAUUACAUUUUAAAAAAAGUUCAUCACUUCAAAUUAAUAAGUCAAUAAUGUAUUUAUUGGAUAUUAAAUUUUUACUUACUUAUUAUUAAUGUUAUUAUUGUUUUAUUUUCUCGAUUUUAAAAACCGAGAAAAUAUUUUUGUUAUUGUUUAUAUCUUUGGAAAGAAAAUAUUUAUUUUCCGUACCUUAAAGUUUCUUUUCUUAACUUUAAAUUUUUAUUUUACAAAUUUGUUAAAAAAAUUUCAUUUUUAAAAUAUAUUGUAUUGUCAUACAUUUAGUGCCACUAAAAAUUUAUCUUUCAUAUUUUAAAUAAGUUUAAUUAGUCUAUGAAAUCAGUUUGCAUUGUUAUUUCAUUAGUCUUUAGUAUUAUUAAUUAUAAUAUGGAAAUGUAUGAAAAACUAUUUAUUAUGUUUAAUGGCUGUUUUAAUAUUUAUUUAUAAUGUUAUUAAACAGUUUAAUUUUUAUUUUACUAUGAAAGUAUGUAAUUAAAUUGUUUAAUUAAGUUAUUAAAUAUUGUGUUCAAAAAGUAUUUUGAAAUUAGUCUUCGUUAUCAUUAUUAUUUUUUUUAUAAUUUAUUAGUCAAUUUUUUUAUUAUUAUUAUUGAAUGAACAUAUUUUUAAUUUAUUGCCUUUUGUAGCCAUUGUUGAGUAAUAAACUUGCUUUUACAGACUUA
Messenger RNA from Aphis gossypii (cotton aphid), 2936 nucleotides. RefSeq names its product ras association domain-containing protein 8 (gene RASSF8). NCBI's taxonomy places the organism in Eukaryota, Metazoa, Arthropoda, Insecta, Hemiptera, Aphididae. Bases 329 to 1843 code for a protein of 504 amino acids. The transcript has 10 exons. Gene Ontology annotation, biological process: signal transduction. The record is from RefSeq and is a predicted model, not a curated record.